AAUUAUCGUGACAAAAUGGAUUCUAGUGAUGAAAAUGAAACUGUUCAACCUUUUUUGAAAGGAGAAGUAGAAGUAGAAAAUGAUGAAGUGUAUUGUGCGAAGAAUGGGGCGCGAAAAGGAAAACAAGACUGGAAAAUAUAUAGCGUAUGCGCGGUUAUUUGCCUGGUAUUGUUUCUUAUUGGCUUUGGUUUUGGCUUUUUAACUGCUCAUAUGCAGUCUCAAGACACAUCUAAUGCAACAUCUCAAUUGAAUAGAACAGGAUUAUGCCCUCCUGGAGGUUUUCCUCUACUGCUUGUCUCACUAGAUGGCUUUAGAAGUGAUUACCUCAACAGGGGAUGUACUCCCCACUUACUUUCGAUUGUGAGAGAUGGGGUGCGAGCCAAGUUUUUGCAGUCUCAGUUUCCAACAAAGACGUUUCCUAAUCAUUACAGCAUUAUAACUGGCUUGUAUCCGGAGAGUCAUGGGAUUGUGCACAAUCGCUUUUAUGAUCCGGCACUUAAUGACACUUUCUACAUUGGUGGACCUUCGUCUCAUAAUCCAGACUGGUGGAAUGAAGGAGAGCCAUUGUGGGUAACUGCAACAAACCAAGGCUUGAAAACAGCUACAUACUUUUGGCCAGGAUCAGAUGUGGAGAUACGAAAUUUGAGGCCAGAUCAUUGGUAUCUCUAUAACAGUUCUGUAUCUUGGAGUGAUCGAGUGAAUACUGUAUUGCAAUGGCUAGAUCUACCAGAUAGCAAACGGCCAUCAUUUAUUGCUUUGUAUGUUGAAGAACCAGAUCACACAGGACACAUUUCAGGGCCAGAGUCACAUGAAGUGAAUAUUGCACUUACAAAAGUUGACUCUUUGGUUAUCAAACCUCUUGUCAAUGGUUUAAAAGAGAGAGGAAUUUAUGACUGUGUGAAUAUGAUAAUUGUUUCAGAUCAUGGAAUGACUGCAGUGAACACGGAUCAAGUUUUGUUUGCUGACAAGUGUUUCCCUCUCAGUCAGACAUCAUUUAUAGUAGAAGGUCCGGUGUCUCUAGUUGACUCGGCUCAUGGAGUCAAGUCCACGAGUUUUGUGAACAGAAACUACAGCCAGUGUUUGGAUAAGAAUUCGCAAUUCUAUUUAAAGGAAGACCUUCCAAAGCGUUUCCAUUAUGCUAACAACAAACGUAUAUCAUCAGGUGUUGUACUUGCAGACUUGGGAUGGAGAAUUUUGCUAAGAGGUGAUUAUUCUGAUUGGCAAAAGCAAGAGCGUGGUGCUCAUGGUUAUGAUAACUUGGAAACAAACAUGAAGGCUCUUUUUAUUGCCAGAGGUCCUCAUUUCAAGAAAAACAUUACUGUGGAAGGAUUUCCAAACAUCGAGAUAUACAAUCUUAUGGCAGAUUUGCUAAAUAUUACUGCUGCUCCAAACAAUGGUACUCGAGGCAGCCUUAGUCAUUUACUGAAAGAACCACCAGACAUGGUUUCCGACAGCAUUCGUAUCACAUGUGGCAGCUGUAGCACAGUCCCGUUUGUUGCCUACAACAUAUCUUCAAGAGGUGAUGAUCGUGUAUGUCCAUACUCACAGGUUCAAAUGAGGAAUCUAACUGCAAUUGACUCUCUCUUGUUUGCCCCCUCGUCUGUUGAGAAACAAUUUCAGGCAAUUCAUGUGCCUUGGGGCGUUCCACAAAGACAAAAAACAGAUGAAUGUGGUAAAAUUUGUGUCCUUACACAAUCUUCUUAUGUGAUUGGGUAUGACAGAGACUUCCACAUUCCAUUGUGGGUUUCAUAUAGAUUAGAAGCAAAGAACUUGAACAUUUCUAUUGGCAGGAAGAACUCCUUUCGUCGUGAUCCUCGAUUGAGUUCUUCUGACUCAGCAAGCUGUGCUGAUUACUAUAAAUCAGGGUUUGACAGAGGCCACCUCGCCCCUAAUGGUGAUAUGAACUAUGACUACAUGGCUAUGGCUAAAACGUUCUACUUGUCUAAUGUGGCACCUCAAUAUCAUUCUUUUAAUGCAGGAAUUUGGUUGUAUGCUGAAGAACUCACUCGGUCUCUUGCAAACUUAUAUGGAACUGUUUUCGUCAUUUCUGGAAGUAUAUUUGACAAUGACAGUGAUGGUCUAGAAGAUGAUCGAAAUCAACAAAAGAACUGGUUGCACGGUCAUACAGACUCGGCUGCAAUACCUACCCACUUCUUUAAAAUUAUUGCCAGAUGUGAAGGUGGACAGUUUGCUACUGCUGAAUUGCAAAAUGGCUUCACUUCUCCUGUUUGUCUUGGUCGCUUGCAAACUUUGAACUUUGUGCUUCCUCAUAGCAGUGAAAUCAUUUCUAAGGAAAAUCAUUCUAGCUAUUUGCUGAACAACGUUGCAAGCAUUAGAGACAUAAGUCUUCUCUCUGGCUUUGACUUUUUCCCCUACCUAUCUCAUAGUCAGAAGGCAAGUCUCCAGUGUUUAGUUCCAAUGAGCGUAUGGUCUCCACAAUAAACAACAGGUGCCAUAAUGUAGACUGGAAUAUGAUUGUAAUACAUUGUAUUAUUAUGAUAAAGUCUAAGAGAUGUUUGGUAUUGUUUUGUAUUGGUAUGUAGUGCUAGUCUGUAGCAACGUUUUGAUUAUUUAAUUGAACUGUAAGGUGUACUCUUUGUAGUUGCUGCUAGAAAUAGAGAAGGUAUGCAAAUGUAAUGUUUUGGAGAA
This is a messenger RNA of Corticium candelabrum, 2649 nucleotides long. RefSeq lists its product as uncharacterized. The transcript has 27 exons. Gene Ontology annotation, molecular function: nucleic acid binding; hydrolase activity; metal ion binding. Lineage: Eukaryota; Metazoa; Porifera; Homoscleromorpha; Homosclerophorida; Plakinidae. Bases 16 to 2442 code for a protein of 808 amino acids. The record is from RefSeq and is a predicted model, not a curated record.